CCACUACGCGCGUGAAGAAUUUAAGGCUAGCACGUGUCUGCCCCGAGAUUUCCAGGAUGAUCAGAUCGUCGUCCUUGCACAGAAGGCGUCAGGGCACUUUUUAUGGGUCGUCACCAUUCUGAAACACAUCAGCACUUCGCCUUGGAAGAAGGAGAUAUUGAGAGAUACUAUUAGCUCGGCUCGCUCACAUACAUCCUCGGAAGAGCAACUUGAUGCUGUGUACCAGCGAGUGCUCGACGAUGUCUGCGAGGAUUCUGCGGAACAGACGGAUACGGUCAAACUACUCCUUGGACUCGUUUUCGUGACAUCGAGAAACAGACCGAUACCCGCGAGGGCGCUGUAUACAUUUGUCCCUUCCGAUAUCAGACUCGAGGACUUUCAAAGCAUGCUGCAGGGUUUAGGCUCAGUUCUCUACGAGGAGUCUCAAACAGGUGUUAUUCGAGCGUGUCAUCCCUCAUUUUUGGACUUUAUCGGGAGUGCGAGAGCGAAGCGAUAUGAGGUUGAAACAGCAAUAUUGGACGCGAAUAUGGCGAAGAAGUGUCUCGAUAUUAUGGCUUUUGGACUCAAGUUCAACAUUUGCAGUCUAGAAUCUUCGUAUCUUCGUAAUGAUGAAGUUCCUGAUCUAUCAGAGCGCGUUGACCGCGAAAUUUCUAAACAGUUGCAAUAUAGCUGUCUCUACUGGUUGGACCACCUGUCCAGGUCUCAACUCGAUGGAACAGGCAGAAUAUCAAUAACGGAGAAGCUUCGUGAGGUAUUUUGCCGGUUGAAGUCAUUGUAUUGGCUAGAAGUGUUGAGCCUCAUGUCCGAGCUAAAGACGGCAGUAUCGAGUCUUCGAGACGUUCCUCGUUUGCUCAAGCUCAUAAGCAUAGACGACGAGCUAGGCACCAUCAUGAGCGAUUUAUACCGGUUUGCAAUGGCAUUCCACGAGCCGAUGGCAGUCAGUGCAUCACAUAUUUAUAUUUCGGCCCUACUCUGGGCGCCGUCCGAGUCUGUCAUUGCGCAAUUACACCGCGGAAUUUUCACCAGUAGCAAGUUAGUUUUGGAAGGGCUCGAAAAGCAUUGGCCAAUUAUGUUGCGAACGUUAUCGGUAGGGUCUGAGGUUUACUCAGUGGCAUAUUCGCCGGACGGACGUCACAUCGUCUCUGGAUCUCUGGAUAAUGCCAUUCAUGUCUGGGAUGCCGCAACCGGUAUGCCUGUCGGUGAACCAUCCCAGGGACAUGAGAAAAAGGUCAACUCGGUUGUGUUUGCCCCAAAUGGAUGUCGUAUCGUCUCUGGAUCUGAUGACUGCACCGUUCGUAUCUGGAAUGUUGAAGCUGGUACGCCUCUCGGCGAACCACUUCAUGGGCACAAAUUUCAAGUCCUUUCCGUCGCAUGCUCUCCGGACGGGUGCCAUGUCAUCUCUGGAUCGUGGGACAAGUCUAUCCGUAUCUGGAACACUGAUACGGGUGCUCCUGUUGGUGAACCCCUCCGUGGUCAUAAUGGCGUUGUAAACUGUGUCGCGUAUUCCCCAGACGCGCGUUACAUCGUCUCUGGAUCGUACGACAGCACGGUGCGCGUUUGGGACGCCGCUACUGGUAGACCCGUGAGUAGACGGCUUCAAGGGCAUAGCCAACAGGUUAGCUCCGUCGCAUAUUCCUCAGACGGACUGUACAUUGCCUCUGGAUCGCACGACAAUACCAUUCGCAUCUGGGAUACUGGUUCAUACAAACCAGUUGGUGAGCCGUUUCGUGGUCACAAAAGUGCUGUCAAUUCUAUUGCAUAUUCUCGAGACGGGCGCCGCAUUGUGUCUGGAUCUGCUGACAAGACUAUCUGCAUUUGGGACGCUAAGACGGGCAUUCCGAUCAGUGAACCGCUCUGUGGCCACGAAGGUUUUGUUGAGUCCGUUUCAUAUUCGCCGGACGGUCGUCACAUUGUCUCCGGGUCUGUUGACAAGACCAUCCGCAUCUGGGAUACCGAGACAGUUACGAGUACCCUUGUUCCCUACACUUUGGAGGGCCAGAGUGUUGACGCUACGUUGAGUGAUCUUAUCAAUCUCAUCCGGGAUACCAGGACUGGUGAAUUGUACCAAGGGCAUGAAGAUAACACUGAUCCUAUUGCCUAUUCACCAGAUGGACGUUACAGUGUCACUGGGUCUGAUGGUUGCACCAUCCAUAUCUGGGAUAUUGAGAUGGAAGCACCCGUGGGUGAGCCACUCCAAGGACAUAAUCUACCUGUCUGUUCCGUUGCAUUCUCCCCAGACAGUCGUCAUAUUGUUUCCGGGUCAGAAGACGCAACCAUGCGUGUCUGGGAUGUUACGACUGGUGGUAUUAUCGGUGCACCACUUCGAGGGCAUGAAGACCGAGUCCAUAUUGUUAUUUAUUCGCCGGACGGACGUCACAUUGUUUCUGCAUCAAAUGACAAAAGCAUUCGCAUCUGGGAUGCCGAAUCCAGCAUCCUUGCAGGAGACUUGGACCAAGCCCAGGAUGGUUGGAUUGGAUUCUCACAGGAUGGGAAGUAUACUUUGACUAAAUCUAACAGAGAUAAUAAACUUGUGAGAAUUCCUCCAUUUAUUCACAUUGAUGGAUGGAUUCGAACCUCGGAUAGCAGACUUCUGCUGUGGGUUCCUCAUGAAUAUCGAAACAGAGUUUGUGAUAUGAGCCUUGCUUCCUUUUCGCACUAUGCACCUAGCCACCCUGUGAGGAUCGAUUGGGCUAGACUACCACAUGGUACAACAUGGACAUCUGUAAAGAUAGAUAAUUAG
Molecule: messenger RNA, 2740 nt
Organism: Fomitiporia mediterranea MF3/22
Lineage: Eukaryota; Fungi; Basidiomycota; Agaricomycetes; Hymenochaetales; Hymenochaetaceae
Product: WD40 repeat-like protein
Exons: 2
Coding region: 386-2740 (784 amino acids)
Molecular function (GO): protein binding
Source: RefSeq, a predicted model, not a curated record